This is a messenger RNA of Paraglomus brasilianum, 202 nucleotides long. Lineage: Eukaryota; Fungi; Glomeromycota; Glomeromycetes; Paraglomerales; Paraglomeraceae. The record is from the annotation of a GenBank genome assembly.
AUGAAGUCCUUAGUAUCGACUACUAAAGAUCUGCAGAUCAGCGAAACUAGUUCCGGGUGCCCUGCAAUUGACCAACUCAUCGAGUCGUUUAAGACUCUUCACAAUGAUGAUCCGGCUGAAGAACAUCUUGGAUGGGUUCCUCCCACAAAGGUCAAAGUUAAAAACUUGAUUCAGGUUUCUCCCGAAAAAGCCAUAUACUAUG